This is a messenger RNA of Anoplopoma fimbria (sablefish), 2141 nucleotides long. It is a transcript of the gene etnppl, whose product is annotated as ethanolamine-phosphate phospho-lyase. The coding region runs from base 98 to 1579 and encodes 493 amino acids. The transcript is spliced from 13 exons. The record is from RefSeq and is a predicted model, not a curated record. Gene Ontology annotation, molecular function: transaminase activity; pyridoxal phosphate binding; ethanolamine-phosphate phospho-lyase activity. Gene Ontology annotation, cellular component: mitochondrion. NCBI's taxonomy places the organism in Eukaryota, Metazoa, Chordata, Actinopteri, Perciformes, Anoplopomatidae.
UGGGCUGUCGGAACAGCUGGGUGGUUUGUGAUCGAGCAGAUGUAGCUGAUCUUCAGAGGAAAGAGUGCAUCGUCCUCUAUUGCUCGACAACAGCAGGAUGUCUGCGGAGAUACUUGGGAAGGAGAAGACGAUAGACCUGAGGAAGAAGCACGUCGGGCCAUCUUGUAAGAUUUUCUUCAGCCAUGACCCUAUCAAGAUUGUGAAAGCCAAAGGCCAGUACAUGUAUGAUGAAAAAGGACGCAGCUACCUGGAUUGCAUCAACAAUGUGGCUCACGUGGGCCACUGUCACCCGGAUGUAGUGAAGGCAGGAGCUCAGCAGAUGGAACUGCUCAACACCAACUCACGAUUCUUGCACGACAACCUUGUACUGUAUGCCCAGAGGCUGCAGGCCACACUGCCCGACAAGCUCUCUGUGUGCUACUUUGUCAACUCAGGAUCUGAAGCCAAUGACCUGGCCCUUCGACUAGCAUGGCAGUACACUGGCCACAAAGAUAUCAUCACGCUGGAAAAUGCGUAUCAUGGCCAUGUCUCAUCGCUCAUUGACAUCAGUCCGUAUAAGUUCCACCACCCGUCUGAUGCUGAGCGGAAUCAAUCAGUCCAUGUGGCUCCCAGUCCAGAUGUGUACAGAGGCAAAUACAGAGCGGACCACCCUGAUCCUGCCACAGCAUAUGCAGAUGAAGUCAAAGAUAUGAUACACGGAGUCCAUGAAAAAGGAGGCAAGAUUGCCGCCUUUAUUGCCGAGUCAUUGCAGAGCUGUGGUGGGCAGGUCAUUCCCCCGAUGGGCUAUUUCCAGCAAGUGGCACAGCAUGUCCGCAAGGCAGGGGGCCUUUUCAUCGCCGAUGAAGUCCAAGUGGGCUUUGGGCGUGUUGGCACCCACUUCUGGGCCUUCCAGCUUCAGGGAGAGGAUUUUGUGCCUGACAUUGUCACAAUGGGAAAGCCUAUUGGGAACGGUCACCCAAUGUCAUGUGUGGUCACGACCAAAGAGGUGGCGGAGGCCUUCAUGUCAUCUGGAAUGGAGUAUUUCAAUACUUUUGGCGGUAACCCAGUGUCGUGUGCCAUCGGUAUGGCCGUCCUAGACGUGAUUGUGAAAGAGGAUCUCCAGGGUAAUGCACUGCGUGUGGGGAGAUACCUGACCAAUCUGCUGGAAAAGCAGAAAGAGAAGCAUCCACUGGUUGGUGAUAUCAGGGGUCGAGGUCUCUUUGCUGGCAUGGAGCUUGUGAAGGACAGGUUGAAGCUCACUCCUGCUACAGCAGAAGCCCAAGAGGUCAUAUAUAGGCUAAAGGAACAGGACAUCCUUCUCAGUGCUGACGGACCUCAUCGCAAUGUGCUCAAAUUUAAGCCCCCCAUGUGCUUCACUACGGAGGAUGCUGACCUGGUGGUGGAGAAAAUUGACCAAAUUCUCACAGAGCUUGAAGAAGCAUUGGGCUUGAAGUUGCACAAUACAUUGAGCGUAGAGAAUGACAGCAGUAAAAGAAAGCUGCCAACUGAUGAAAAUGGACACCAGUGUCACAGUGGGUUAGCACACAACAGAGGGAGCAGUCGAGGAGCUCAUCAACAAACCAAACGCAUCAGGACAUAAUGCCGCCCACAAACAGAGUUAGACCUGUGAAGGGACAACACUUUAUCUUUUACCAAGUUAAGGAUUCGGGUCGGACAUUAUAAACUUUAGAGUUGACAAAAUGCUGGAUAAAAAAAAGAAGUGCCUUUGCAUGUAACUUGAUUAAAAAUGAUUUUACAUUGAUGAUAAUAUACUGUAUAUCUCUGAGAUUGCAGUGUCUUCUCAGGUAGUUGGUUUUUUUUAAUUACACUUAGGAAUCAAGCCACUUGUUCCUCAUAACAUUAUGUUUAUUAAGUUUUAUUUUUGUGCGAAACAAAUCUGUGCACUCUUAACUUUAAUUUCUGCCAACAUUUACGUGACCUUGAUUAUCAGGGAAGUCAGAUGUUAAUAAAUCAUAAAUUAAUAAAUCAAAAAGGUAUCAUGUCAAUAAAUACAGUGACUCAAGCAUUCAUAUACAGCUUUCACUGAAAAUAAACUUUAAUCAGUUUAGUUGAACAUGUGGAAUUCCUGUUUUGUGGUUAUCGAUCUGUUUCGAAUAAAAUACUGUAUGUAAUACUCUAUUAAUAAAUUGUGGAAAGUCUGA